AUGAGCCCCUUUCCGCUCCUUCCGCCAUGGCCGCUCCCCCCGAAACUUCCGCAAUACACUCUUUCCCUCCGCCGACGGGUUUCUGCUCCUCCCCCUUGUCGCGCUCCUCCUCUUCCCCGCGCCGUUCUCCCCCGCGCCACCAUCAUCGUUCCGCGCGCCGUUUCUCUUCCCCGGCGGCGUGGCUUCUGCGCGCGCUGCGCCAAUGAGCGUGCUGGACGUGUUCCGCCCGUCGUGCCCGCUUCCGCCCAUGAGCGGACCCCCCGGAGGUACGUUCCGCCCAUGAGCGCACGCAGCCUCCGCCCUAGUGCGUGCUGCUUCUCCCCGUCCCCUGCUCUCCCCUUUCUCCCCUUCCUCUUUCCCCUCUCCCCCUCUCCCCUUUAUCCCUUCUCUUGCCGUCCCUCUCUCCUCUCCCCUCCCGUCCCUAUCUCCCCACCUUCUCCUCGUUACAAUCACACCAACCAGGUGGAGCAGGAGAAGCAGUUGGGACGAUGUGACUGUAUGGUGGGCAGCUUUCAGGGGCAGCAGGGACCCCCCUGGGCUGCGAUGAAGAGCAGGAAGGAGCGCUACUGUGCCCCAUGGCAUGGCUGUGCUGUGCUGCUCGCUUUCCUUCUCUUACUGACCCUCUCUCCCCGUCUUCCCCUCGCUACAAUCACACCAACCAGGGUGGAGCAGGCGGAGCGAUGUGACUGGUGGAGUAAAUGGAGCGAUGUGACUGUAUGGGGGGCGGCUUUCAAGGGCAGCAGGGACCCCCCUGGGGUGCGGUCAAGGGCAGGACGCAACGUGACAGUGCCGUGUGGCAUGGCUGUGCUGCUGGACGUGGCGAAUGUGACCCUCGACACGCUACACGUGCACGGAUGGCUCAAGGUCCUAGACAAUAAGCCACGCCUGCCGCGCAUUGAGGUCCGUGCUAACUUCAUUAUAGUCACCGGGCGGCUGACGGUGGGGGAAAAGGACAAGCAGUUUGCCGCCCAGGCACUGUUCACGCUCACGCCCAACAGCGGGCGGCAGAGGAGAGAGUACGCCUUCACGCUCUUCCCCCCGGCCGAACCUGCCUUCCCUAGGCCCUUGGGCCACAAGGUGUUUGCUGUGGUCGGAGGGCAGGUGGACUUGCACGGCCUCCCAGGCCCGCCCUCCAUGCCGGUGUGGGUGCGCUUGAAUAAGACGGCGAUCGCCGGCCAGAAGGAGAUCGUGGUGAACGCUGAUGUCAGCACGUGGCCGGUGGGCGGCGAGAUUGCGAUUGCGUCUACGAGUGCGAAGAUGGACGAAGCCGAAAAGGCAGUGAUUGCAGGAGUUUCCCCCCACCCUCAGGGCUACCGCAUAUUGCUUUCAGGCCCCCUAAAGUAUUCCCACGACGGCAAUCCCAAGGCCGUGCUGGACGGGUUCGGAGGGGCGGUGGACGUGAGAGGAGAGGUGGGGCUGCUGCACCGCAACAUCGUGAUCCACGGGGUGCAUGAGACGGGGAAAUACGAGCUGGAAGGCGGUCAUUUCAUGGUGUUUAUGACCCAGACCCCUCAAUUCAUCGAAGGAGUUCAGUUUGCUUAUAUGGGACAGCAGGGCGUGCUGGGGCGGUACCCGCUGCACUUCCACGUGUGUGGAGAGGCGAAUCAAAGCCACGUCGUGCGGAAGAAUGCGAUUGUGUACAGCAAGCAGCGCUGUGUGGUGAUCCAUGCAACGAGCAACAUGACGAUUGAAGACACGGUGACAUACGAGAGCAAGGGGCACUGCUUCCUGGUGGAGGAAGGCUCGGAGAACAAUAACGUUUUCAGGCGGAACCUGGGGAUCAGCGUGAGAAAAGUGAAGGUGGUUAUCCCCUCUAAAGAGUCGUACGAUAAGCACACAGACGACAAGCCCAGCACGUUUUGGAUGGCCAACCCCAACAACGAUUACAUUGAUAACGUGGCUGCUGGGUCGGAGGAUUCAGGGUACUGGACGGAGCUUAAGGAGGGGAUGAGGGGUCUAUCCCAGCUCCUACCCAACGCCCGUAACAUGCACCCUAUAGAAACCAAGUUCGGCACUUACUCGGGAAAUGUGGCGCAUUCAGCCAAGUUUGGGUUCCGCUCCUACCCCCAUGGCAUGUUUCCCUAUGCGCCCGGUGCUAGGGUGACCCUAUCCAAUUUCCUCAUCUACCGCAAUGAAGUUGG
Molecule: messenger RNA, 2141 nt
Organism: Closterium sp. NIES-65
Lineage: Eukaryota; Viridiplantae; Streptophyta; Zygnematophyceae; Desmidiales; Closteriaceae
Source: the annotation of a GenBank genome assembly